GGAGGAUGUUUUGAGCUAUCAACCCUACUUGUGCUGUACUGGGCUGUAGAAACCCUUGGCUUAAUCUCAGGCCGGCUGAAACAUGGCUACCAACAAGCUCCACCAAUCUGUGGGAUCCUCCAAAAGCCCUGAUGGGUUCCAGAAAGAAGUGGUGGCACCCCUUAACCCAAAGCUGGUCACUGAGGUGGAAGAGCCGGUAACACUGACUCCUUCUGCCUUCCUGAAGGAGAUGUCCCUCACCACGGAGCAGAGGUUGGCCUGCACCCACAGCACACGACGGCCCCGCAUUGUGCAGCUCCUGGACAUGAGUGACACCUCCUACCAAAAGUUCUCCUCAGUUGACCUGGAUCAGACCUUGUUCCAGCCUUUCCCAUCCGAGGUGGUGUUCCAGAGCUAUGUCCCCUGUGAGGUCUACGAGGUACCCCUGGUUCUGAGGAACAACGACAUGGUUCCUCGGCUGGUGAAGGUCGUCUUGGAGAGCUCGCCUUACUUCAAGCUGAUCAGCCCUGGUGACGUGUGCCGUAAGGUAGCACCUGGCAUGUCUUCCACUUUCCGCAUCCUUUUCACCCCUGAGGAGAACAAGGACUAUUUCCACCAGCUCACCUGCAUCACAGAGAGGGAGAAGUUUGUGGUGCCCAUCCGAGCCAUAGGAGCCCGAGCUAUCCUGGACUUCCCCGACCAGCUCAACUUCUCAGUCUGCCCAGUCAAGCACAGCACCCAGAAAACUCUGCUGGUUCGCAACGUUGGCAACCGUGAGGCUCGUUACCACAUCAGCACCCACAGCCCUUUCUCUGUUGAUCCUUCCGUUGGGACCCUUGGGAUUGGUGACACCAUGCAAGUAACAGUGGAGUUCCACCCACUGAAGACUGGGGACCACGGCGGGUCCCUGGUGGUUCACUAUGACACAGGCGAAGAUGUUCUCACAAGCUUGUAUGGAGCGGCGGUGGAUGUCAACAUCAGGCUGGACAGGAACUCCUUGAUGAUUGCAAAGACUUACCUCACGCUGGCAAACCACAGAUCUGUAGUCAUCCACAACCGGAGUGAGAUCAUAGCCCACUUCCAGUGGAAGGCUUUUGUUACUCAGGAAGAGGAGGAUCAGCAGAAGCUGAGGCUGUGUCACAGGCUGCGGAGGCAGGAGGAGGACGAGAUGGAUCGCUUUGCUGAUGAGUGCAUGGUGGAUCCCUCUCUGCGGGAACGCCUCUCCAUCCUCUCCCGUGUCUUCCAGAACCACCGUGCAAAAGUGCAGGGAGACUCCAUGCUCUUCUCCGAUGACAUCUUUGCCAUCGAGCCAGUGGAAGGAGACGUCUGGCCAAAUUCUUCGGCUGAAGUUAACGUGAUCUUUAAACCCCGAGAAGCCAGGCUCUAUCAGCAGACCGUCUACUGCGACAUCUCAGGCCGUGAGACCAGGCUGCCCCUGCGCAUCAGAGGGGAAGGAGAAGGGCCCCGGCUGCGCUUCAGCUUUGACCAGCUGGACAUCGGGAAGGUGUUUGUGGGCUCAGCCCACAGCUACGAGGCGGUCCUGUUUAACAAAGGAGCCAUCGAUGCUCUCUUCCACGUGGUGCCUCCAAGCACAGCGCUGGGCUCCUGCUUUGCCUUCGUUCCCCGCGAGGGCCUGGUCCCACCGGGGGGCCUGCAGCACAUCCACAUCUCCUUCUGCUCCACCAUCCUGGGGCAGUUCACCGAGGAGUUUGGGGUCAGCGUGCACGGCUGCCCCCAGCCCGUCACCUUGACUGUCAGAGGCUGUGUCAUCGGGCCAACCUUCCACUUUGAUGUACCUUCCCUCCACUUCGGCGACGUCCCCUUUGGCUUUCCCCACACCUUGUCGUGUCGCCUCAGCAACACCUCCUUGGUGCCCAUGACGUUCAGCCUCCGCGUUCCUGGCGACGGCUCCGGAGCCCCCAGCGUGAGCAGCUCUGCCCAGGUGUUGGACAACACUCAUCUCUCCUGGAGGAUGGGGCUUCCAGCUCACCCCAAGCCCACCGAAUUCACCGUGAUGCCCUGCAGGGGGACCAUUCGUGCCCAAGGGACACAGGAUGUGCAGGUCACCCUGUGCUCCAACACGGUGAAACAGUACGAGAUGGCACUGGUGGUGGAUGUGGACGGUGUUGGCAAUGAGGUGCUGGCACUUCUCCUUACAGCCAGAUGCGUGGUUCCCCCUCUGCGGGCGCUCAGCCCCGUGGUGCCCUUUGGGCGCUGCUUCCUCCAGCAUCCCUACCAGCGGGCGCUGACCCUGGUGAACGACGGCGACGUUCCUGGCUGCUACGCGCUCCUGCCCCAGGAGCAUCAGGAGGGUGCUGCUGUGCAGUACUGCAGCCCCGCGCCCUGCGGGAUCAUCCAGCCCCACAGCUCAGUGCAGGUGCCGGUGACACUGCAGGCCCAGGCGAUGGGCGAGCGGCUGACGGUGGCUUCGGUCGCGGUGUUUGGGAGCGAGGGAUCCCCGCUGGAAAUCCAUUUAGUGAGCACUGGAGAAGGCCCAGUUGUCUACGUGCAUCCAAGUAAGCUGAAUUUCGGCCGUAUCCCAGUUCUGCAAGAUGUUUCCCAAACUCUGCACCUCUUCAACCAGGCUGUCAUCCCUGCAUCGUUCUGGACAGAGAUGGAUGGCAAAGAUUCACGCUGGAGGGUUGAACCCCAUCAAGGCAUCAUCCCUCCCGAGACCGAGGUGUCAGUGGCUGUCAUAGCCAACCUGGACGACACCAUGAGAUUCCAGGACAACGUGAACCUCUUUGUAGAGAACAGCAGCACCUACGUGAUCCCAGUCCGGGCUGUUGGCAUCGGCACCACCAUCGUCACCAAUAAACCCUUUGCACCAGAGCUCAACUUGGGGCCACACUUCAGCCUGAGUCCCUGCUCUUAUCACUUCAAGAUAACGAACAAGGGAAGGCGCACCCACCUGCUCUACUGGACCACAGAAGGCUUCACCCCGCUCCGCCAGCGCGAUCGCCUCCCAGCCGUGGGUGACACCAAGGGCAGCCCCCCCCAGGGCCCCGUGUUCAAGCUUUGGCCGCUGAGGUUGGAGCUGAUGCCGGGCAGGACGAUGGAGAUGGAGCUGGAAGGCUUCUCCAGCACUCCAAGGGUGGUGAUGGAGCGGCUGCUGUGCCAUGCCAUCAUAGGCAGCAAGGCAGGGAAGACCCAGAUCAUGCAGGUGGACGUCACGUGCGAGUUCAUUGCCCCUGUCCUGCAGCUCUCCUCCAGGGAAAUCACUUUCCGGGUGGAGAAGCAACCCAGUGAUGUCCUAACUGCUCAGCACAAACCUCUGCACUUGAAGAACAUCUCCUCCCUGCCACUCAGUGUGGUGCUGCUCGUGGAGCAGCCCUUCUUGCUCUGCAACGUGGAGCAGCAGCCUCUCUCCAUGGACACCCAGCCACUAAAGCUGAAGACUGGGGAGGAACUUCACCUCUCCAUCAGAUUUAACCCCGCUUACGAAGAGGGUUUGAACAUCCGGGUGGCGGAGCGGGCUCUGAAAAUACAAUUUCUUGAGCACCCUCUUGAGGAGCACAUUGCUCUUCGGGGAGAAGUCUACUUCCCAAAUCUUCACGUGGAGACCACGGCCGUGGACUUUGGCUGCAUCUUGAACGACACCGAGGACGUGCGUUACGUUGAGGUGACCAACUGCAGCCCGCUGCUCGUGCGGUACCGCUGGUCGUUCCUGGCAGGCAGCCCUGUGAGCCAGAUGAGAUUCAGUCCUCCAGUACCUAAAUAUUUCAUCAAAUCCCAACCAAAGAAAGAGGAAGGAGCCCUGAUGGAAUCCUUGGCAUCAGCAGGCAGCAGCAACCAUGAUAUGGACGUGAAGGAGCCAGAUCAAGCAGCGGGAGCAGCAGGAGAACCUGCCCCAGAGCCAGCAGAUGCAGAUGGAGCCCUGGAGACGCAGCUGCUACCACCUGCUGUCAAGGAACUGGAGAGUGCUGCAGAGAUGGUGAGUGCUGCAGAGACUCAGAGCCUGGUGGAGACCAAGGAAGUGACAGAGUUUGUGGAGAACGAGCCCCUCGCCUUGGGUGUGGAGGAGGUUUUUGACAUCUUGCCACUAUAUGGCGAGCUGCAGCCAGGCGAGAGCCAGCAGGUCACCUUCACCUUCUUUGGCCAUGCCAACCUGGUGGUCCACAUCACGGCGCUGUGUGAGGUGCAGGGAGGUCCAACCUAUGAAGUGAUGCUCAGUGGAGAGGCCUCAGUUGUCAGCUACCUCCUUGAUGUCACAGAGAUCGACUGGGGGCUGCAGCUGUUUAAUGAAGUUGCUGAAGCAGAGCUCACCCUGCAGAACAGUGGCAAGGUGGGAUUCCAGUACCAGGUGCUGAGCCCCAGCGACUGCCCUCUGCCUGGCGUGCCCCUGGUGCUGCCCAGCACGGGUUAUGUUGGACCUAGCCAGGAGCAGGUGCUGAAGGUUUACUACCUACCAGGAGUACCUGGAGCCUUCUGCAGGACUUUCCAGAUCCAAGUGGGGCACUUGGAGCCAGAAACCAUCACUCUGAGAGGAGAGGGGAGCUUCCCCAGAAUCUGCUUGGAUCUGCCCAGGAAUAUCAGAGGAAACAAAAAAUAUGAGAAGAUCCUCCAGGAGGCAAGAGAAAAGGUGGAGAAAGAGAGCCAGAGAGAUGAAGCAGUUGUUCUUGGGGAGGCCACAGCCACUGAGACACCCAUGGAUGACCUGGAUAUGGUGCUGGACAUUCGGCUGCAGAUGCAAAUGGAAGAGAUGCUGGUAGAGGAAUACGCCUUGGAGCAGCAGAAGCUCCUGCUCUCCUGUCUCCCAGAGGACUUUAUCUUUGAUCAGCAAGCUCUUCGGAAGCUUCUCAGGGUGCAGCUGCCUGAAUACAUCCUGGACUUUGGCUACGUCAUUCUUGGUAACAUGCAUGCACACAUUGUGAAGAUCACCAACACUGGGCAGCUGCCCGUGUCCUUCUGUGCAGAUGGACGCGUCCUGCGCGACACAGGUUUCACUGUGGAGCUGGACCGUGUGACAAACCUCCCAUACUGCGAGACCGAGACGUUCGAGGUGCGCUUCGACCCACGGAGCGCCAACGUGCCACUGGGAGCAGCAGAUGUGCUGCUGCCCAUCAAGGUCACAGGAGGCCCCACGUUUCACCUCUGCCUUCGUGCCUGCGUGACUAUGCCAUCCCUCUGCAUCUCCAGGGACAGCCUGGAGUUCUCCACUGUCCAGUGUGGGCAGUGUCAGGAGGAAACCAUCCAGCUCUACAAUCAGAUCCAGGUGCCCUGUAAAUGGUUCAUUACCUUGAAGGAGCCUGUUAAGAAGGUGGAUAAACAUUUGCCAGCAAGCGUGCGACGGAAGCUGCAGCAGGAGCUGAAGGCCAAGCCCUGUGUCUUCGAGGUGCUGCCCUUGGCUGGGGACCUCGCCCCAGGGCAGCGAUGCAACAUGCGGGUCAGGUUUACACCCACUGAAGAGAGAUCCUACAGAUGCGAGCUGAGGAUUAACAUUUGCCAGAGCAGCCAGCCUCUGCAGCUGCAAGUCUCGGGGUAUGGGCUGGAGCCACAAUUGGAGUUCGACCCCCCACUGCUUGAGCUGGGACCUCUGCUGCCAUACAGCAGUGGGGCAGCAGGGACAGUGGUAGUGAAGAACCCAUGCGACUUCCCCAUUGAGUUUUACUCACUGGAGUUUGACCAGCAGUACCUUGCUGAGGAGCAGAUCCUGCGGAUGCUGAAGGACUAUGAUGGCCGCCAUACCCUACUGCUGCCUCCACGUGCCCCUGGUGAGAAGCUGCCCCCGGAGGUGCUGGAAUACUACCAGGACCAGAAGAGGCUGCAGGAUGAGCAGGCCAAGUCCAGGACUGGGGAUCCAGCAGGCCAGGAAAAUGCCACCAGAGAAGAUGUCCAGUUUCUCUCGGAUCAGGGAGGAAAGCACUCUGCUGAGAUCAUUCACACCCUCUCAUGUCAUUACUCAGUCAUUCCUCCCUCCACUUCUGAUGAAAGCCAGUCCAACAAGGUGGACUCUAAAUCUGAAAGGGGAGAAGAAGAGGAGGAUCUUGAGAAAAGACACGGAGCAGAGCAUCAGCAGAGCGCCAGCAGCAGCAAGGAGGCUGCAGGAGAACUGGAUGACAGCCCUGUCCUCAGAGCCAUCGCCCGCCACCUGGGCAUUGAUAUCUCUCCUGCGAGCCUUGAGGCCCAAAACCGCCAAGGGAUCGCCAUCAUCAUCCACGGGGCACCCCUGACUGGAAAGACAUCGGCUGCGGUCGCCCUCUCCAGAUAUUAUGGCACAGCCUGCUUGUCCAUCGACUCACUGGUGAUGGAGGCCAUCUCCGACAGGAGCAGCUCAGCUGGGCUCCGUGCGAGGGAGCUGUGCCUCAGGGCUGCCAUAGAGCAGAGCCACAAGGAGACGGAGGAUGCUGGUCAAAGCACAGACCCAUCCGUCCCUCAGCUCGGUGCUGAGCCCAGGCGCAGCCUGGACAUGAGCCAGUCCAGCUCUGGGGAAAAGACCAGCCUGCACUCCGUCAGCUCCCGCAGCCGGGCGAGUGCAGCAACAGGCAGGAGGAAAUCAGAAAACCAUGCGUCCCAGUCCCAGAAACAGCAUCUCACAGACCCAGCAGGCUCACAGGGCUCCUCCAGCUCUCAUCACCUCUCGCUGCUUCCCUGCGUCCCCACACAGCGGUGGCUGAGCAUUGAAGGGAGCACGGCAGGAGAGGCAGGCUUGAUGAGCUGCGUGCUGCCCGAGGACGUGCUGGGAGCCAUCCUGUCAGAGAGGCUGCAGCUGAGUGACUGCUACCAGGGAGUGAUCUUUGAUGGCCUGGAGACCCUCUUUGCACGCAGCAUGGCGUCUGCUCUCCUCUGCCUGCUCAAAGCUGUCAACAACCGUCCUUACAUCUAUUUUGUGAACCUGUUCCAGGACUAUGCCUCUUGGAAAGCCAAAGAGAUGGCUGCAAAAGAGCAGGAAGAACGGGAGCAGGAAGAAGUUGCCAGGAGAGAGAAAGCACGCCUUCAGGAGAUGGAUGAGGAGGAGUACGAUGCCUUCACUGAGGAGCAGAAAGCUCAGUUUGAUGACCAUAUACUACAAGUCCAGCGUGAGAGGAGGAGGAGGAUGGAGCAGCUGGCUCGAGAGCUUGAGGAAAGGCAGAGGCAGGAACUAGAGCGCUUGAAGGAGGAAGAAGAGCUGAAGAAGAAGUCCAAGCGGGGAAGGAGAGAGCUUGGAAAAGAAAAAGACAGUGUCUUGGGGAAGAAAAGCCAGCCUGGAGGCAGACAGAAUGCCACCGCAUCCACCAGCAACACCAACGCGUCCACCAGCAACCGCUCAGACACCAGCGAUGGGGUGGACAAAAAGGGGUCUACAAAGGAGCACCCAGACUCUGCUGUAGGUGACAAGGAUGAGAAGAAAAAGUGUAACAAGGUCCCCCUGACGAAUGCCAGCCCAGCAGCGCCCCUGCAACCCAGCACCACAGAGCAGGAGGAAGCCAAGGAGAAGACACUGAGCGACAGCGAGAAGAUCUUGGCCACGAGGUUUAAGAUCUAUGAGGCGUCACAGAAAGAUAUCGCACAUAUUUUAUCAAACUGGGACAGAGUUCAGGGCAUUCUGGUGUCCUCUUGGAGCCAGGAGGAGGUGUGUCAGAGGACAGAAGAGCAGAGCAGGCAUUUAUCCAGACGCAAGAGCAGGAGGGACAGGGAGAAGGAGCGCCUGGAGAAGGAGCGGCAGGAAAAGGAGCGCUUGGAGAGGGAGAGGCAGGAGAAACUGAAGGCUCUCGAGGAAUCCCAGGCACAGGCAGGGGAAGGUGCAGAAGGGUCAGCAAAAGGCCAGGGUGUCGGGGUGCCUUGCUUGGAUAUCCAGGUGCUGGACCCAGAGGAUACUAUUGGGAAGAUCCAGGAGAGUGGAAAGCUGCCCCCAGCAGAGCAGAUCCUGGAUAGCCUGGGUCUGGGGCCCUCAGGGCCUCCCAUUCCUCCGACUGCAUUUUACUCUGUGAUCCACUACCCAGAGAAGCGAGUGGCCCCAACAGGAGAAGCCCUCAAGCACUUCACCUUCAUAAUGCCAGAAGGUGCGAUGGCAGAAGAAGAAAAGAAGGAAUCAGAAAGUCUUGUGGAUGCUCCCAUCACGCCUACCACAAAGGUGUCAGAGGAGCAGCUCACCCCCACCAGAGGGAAAGCGAGGAAGGAAAAAACUGAGGGCAGCAAGGAGGUCAAGAAAGAGAAGCGGAGCUCUGCCCGGAGCAAGAAGAAUCUCCAUGGAACGGGCACGGGAACAUCAACACAUCCUGCUGAUGUGGAGCAAAGCAGCGUGGACGUGGCCCCCUCUCCAGGGAAGCCCAUCAGGCUGAGCAGCUGUCGGUGGAUCGUGCCUGCCCAUGGCCAGGUGGAGCUGAAGGUACACUUCACCUCCUCGGUGCUGGGCCAUUUUGACCAGACGAUGAAUUUUGAGGUGCUGGGGACAAAGCGACUGUACCAGCUGCACUGCAGGGGCAUUUGUGUGUACCCCACCAUCAGUAAGGACCCACGGGUGGUGUUUCCUCACCGAAGGAAGAGCAAAGCAGACAAUGACAUCAUCUUCAAGCAGUAUGUCAUGAGCACGGGCGUGUUCCACUUUGGGCCACUGCUCUGUGGGAAGUCCAGAGACUGGUACAAGGCGCUGCCCUUCCCCAGCAACUGUGAGAAGAUAACCAUCCUCAACAUCACCCCCUUGGAAGCAAAGGUGCAUUUCUUCUUCGAGCACGAUCUCAAAGCAGACACGUUCAUUUUAGACCCUCCCAGCAUGACGCUGAAACCCAAGGAGAAGCAGAAACUGAGCAUUUGGGCGUACCCCACUUUGGCCGGCCUCGUGGAAGACAAGCUCGUGUGCUGCAUUAAGGACAACCCGGAGCCGGUGGUCUUCCGCUUGUGCUGCCAGGGGGUGCGGAUAGAGCUGACGGUCAGCCCCAAGCACGUGAACUUUGGGAAGCUGCUGCUGCACAGGAGGGACAGCAAGCAGCUGGUGCUGCGCAACCCCAUGCUGCUGCCUGCAGCCUGGAGGCUCAGCGGGCUGGAGAACCUCGGCGAGGACUUCUGUGUGUCACAAACUGAAGGCACUGUGGAGCCCUGUGCAGAACUGGGUAUCUAUCUGUAUUUCAAAGCCACAAAGGCUGUCAGCAUUAAGAAGACCAUCCGACUGGAGGUUUCAGAUGCAGAAAACAUCCUGGGGAUUGUUCAGAUAGAAAAUAUACAAAUCCAAGCAGAAGCCUAUGAUGUUGCUCUGAGCAUCACCAUUGCCAAAGGUAUGGAUGGCAACGUGGAUUUUGGAGUCAUUAGGGUGCAGGACGAUGCAAAGCAAAUGUUAACCCUGAAGAACAAAGGGAAGUAUGAGAUUGCAUACAGCUUCACGUUUGAAAAUGCGGAUACUGACAUUCCAAACUUGGCAUCCCACUUUGCCAUCCUGCCACAGAGAGGGGUGCUGGCUGCCUCGGAGCGCCCUGUGCAUGUCCAUCUGGUCUUCCACCCCAAGGCAGAAAUAAUUAUCGAGGACAAACCCAUCCUGAAGUGCCAGGUGAUUGAGCCCAGCCUCUGUGAAGGAGGGGAGACCAUCGCCAUCAUCCCAGUGAAGGUGUCUGCCAAGGCCAUGUUCAGCAAGUACAGCAUCACCCCAGCUUCGUUCAUUGAUUUCGGGACUGUGGUGAAUGGCACCAAGAAAACUUGCAGCUUCAUCCUGGAAAACAGAGGCAGCCUUGAUUUCAAGUUCCAAAUCUACAAAGCAGAGCAGGAUGCAUCUGGACCAAGAAGGAAAAGUGUCAAUCAUGGGAUGUCCAACCACUCUAAUGACGAUGAAAGCAUCGACAAAGUGCCCAACUCUGGGAAGCAAAACAGGCAGUCUCUGCAGAAGGACACAAACCCCUUCAUGCAGGCACGCUUGACCCUUGGCAUGUUCACGGUGUACCCUGGCUUUGGCUCCAUCCACCCUGGGGGCCAGCAGACCAUCACAGUGGAUUGCCAGGCAGAGCCAGUGGGGACGUGCGAGGCGCAUCUAUCAAUCAAUAUCUGUGACAGAGACCCCAAGGACAACCCUGUUGGCAUCCCCUACACCCUGCUGGCCGAGUCCUGCCUUCCAGCAUUUGUAGUUGAUGACAUAGGUUCCAUCUUCGAGGAGCAUCGUAUCUGCAGCAACGCCAACCUGUGCCACAUCCUGCAGACUGUGCAGGACAAAGGUGUGUUCAUCACAGAUGAGAAUAAGUUCAUCUUCACCAACGUUCUGGUUGGGCACCGGGCCUCAGCCCGCUUCAAGAUCCGCAAUGUGGGCAAAGUCCCCUGUGAUGUGGUCCUCUCCAUCAAGCCCAUCUCCAGUAAGCAGAACAGCCGCAUCAGUGACAUCUUUGAGGUGGAUCCCAUUCAGAUGUGUGUGCCCAGCCAUUCUCACGCCUUUGCUACAGUGACUUUCACUCCACAAACGAUGCAGAACUACCAGUGCACUUUUGAGGCUUGCCUUGAAACCCAGGCAAGCCCAGUGGCAAUUAAAACAGAAAGCCUGACAUUUGAUAUCAGUGGGGAGGGGAACCUGCCUCGGGUGACAGUCCUGCGCCCAGUGCUUCGCAACAAGAGGGGGAACCCUCUGCUCCUCUUCAAGAAGCUGCUGCUUGGUGAUUCAGAAAAGCUCCCUCUGGUCCUUCAGAACAAUGGCAUCAUACCUGUCCAGUUGCUGAUAGAUAUGUUGGAUGAAGCGAGAGUUUUCUUCCUGAAAGCCAGGCCCACCACGCACUGCAUCUACCAGGCUGCAGACACAAAGGAGGAUUCUACUGGAGAAGGGAGAAAGCCCCACACUGCCUCCUGUGUUCUACAUCAUGGGGAAUCAGCAGAGUUUGACGUGCUUUUCAAACCCAACCUGCCCCAGCGUGUGGAAGGGCAGAUCCACCUGUCUGUGGUGGACAACCCCUAUGAGGAGACCAACAUCCAGCUGGUGGGUGAGGGCUAUGAGGAUGAUUUCACGCUAGAUAACAUCCACGGGCUUGUGGCAGACAGCUUUGAGGAGAACACUGAAGGCAAUGUGGAGGAGGACGUAAUUGAAGCUGGCAGAGUGGAUCACAUCCAGUUUGGGGACUGUCACAUUGGGAAGCCCUACCAGGUGACCUUCACGAUCACCAACCGCAGCCGGGCGGAGGCGAUGCGGUUCGAGUGGCUGGCAGGCCCCCCCUUCCACUUCUCACCCCAGGUGGGACACCUCCAUGCUGGCUGUGCUAAGGACAUCACAGUGACCUUGAAGUCGGAUGUUGCAGUCACCUGCCAAGCACAGCUUGUGAAGUGUAAGGUGGCCAGGAUCUCCUUCCAGCUGCCAGCAGAGCAGGUCUCCGACUGGGACGACCGCCUGCACACUGUCAGAUGGGUGGAUGCCACCAGGGGGGAGGCAGCUAUGUGGCCAGUCAAGAGGAAGGUGAUCGAGACAGACCCAGAACCAGCUCACACCAUCCUGGAGAAGAGCAGCCGUGAAGUAGAACUUCGCCUGAGUGCUGUCAUUGAUUAUGCUGACUUCCAAGUGGAUGUGGACUCAAUUCAGUUCAAGGAGACCUUGCUGUUCCAGACAAGGAGAUUCCCUUUCCGGCUGUCCAAUACAGGAAAUGUGUCCCUGGAAUACACCUGGAUGGCAGCCAUGGGGGAUGAGAGAGCAGCGAGCCCAGCUGGGCUGGAAGGACGUUGCCUCUCCUCCAUGUCUGUUGCCCCUGUGAAGCUCCCAUUUGUCCAGCUGGGCCAUGGCCUGGAGCACACCUCAUCCACCCUGAGCUCACCCACAAGCCUUGGCCAUGCCACCCCAGUGUUCUGUGUUGAGCCUCCCAGCGGCACCAUCCCUGCUGGCCAGGAGCAGCUCUUCCAGAUGAAGUUCUGCCCGGUGUACGUGGGGAAGUUUAAGAGCUGCAUGGUCUGCAGCAUUCCUAACCUGAAGCCAAAUCAGAAGGGCCCAGAGGUGGUUGUGGAGGGGAAAAGCCAGAUGCCACACUGCCACUUUGAACUGAAGGAUUCUGACUACAUCACUGCAAAGAGGCGCAAACCAGAGCUGCCAGAGCCCAGAGGGGCAGUGCUAGACCUGAAGACCAGAGUAAUUGAGUUUGCAGCAACUGGGCUUGGCAGCAGGAACAGCAGGACCUUCAAGGUGAUGAACCCAACCAGUUCUGCAUACUCCUUCCAAUGGACAUGCCAGGACCCUGAAGCCCCACCAGGACAGAGAGCUUUCUUCUGCCUCACAGAGAAAGGGCAGAUCCAGCCUGGGAAGAAAGCAGAGAUCAAGUUUGAAUUCAUCCCCCGACAUCUGGAUAUCACCGAGUCCUUCUGGGUCUUUACAAUCCCUGAGAAGAGCAUGUCAGUCCUGUUCCUGCUGGUGGGACACAGCACCGAACCACUGGUGACUCUGGACAGGUCCCACCUGAACCUCCAUUUGCUGUUAGUUGGGCACAAAGUACACCAGACCAUCUACAUGAUCAACAGUGAGAAAGAGGCUUUCGCCUUUGCUUUCAGAGAAAGCUCGCUCUUCUCAGAGGGAUGCGGCACCUCGGUGAAAGUAGAGCCCAUGGAAGGCUCCAUUGCUCCCCUUUCAAGAUAUCCCAUUAAAAUUGCCUUUACACCGACACUGGAAGGAGAGGUGGUCUUCAACCUCAAAUGCGAUGUCAAGAGGAAGACAGAGCCCCUCUCCCUGAAUAUCAAGGCCACUGGCUACAGCAUGAGUGUGUCUGUCAGGUGCGAGAACAGCGAUGGCGGUGUGACUGAGCUCAGUGCACAGGAGGUCAACGUCAUUGACUUCAAGGAGGUGCAGCUGAACGAGAGCACCCGGCGCACCUUCAGCAUCUACAACAACGGCAAGUUCAGCUUCACCUUCUCGUGGGAGCUGAGUGGCCCCACAGCCCGGGUGCAGCUCCUGUCUCUCAGCCCUCGGACAGGCAGCGUGCAGGCUGAGGGCAAGGUGGACACCCAGCUGGUUUUUCACCCUCAGAAAAUGUGCUCAUUAAAGGACGUAGAGCUGACACUGCAGAUCAGCAAGGGUCCUAUGUUUACCUGCGUGUUCCUGGCCACUGUGGUAGUGCCCACUGUCCACUUCUCAACCACAAGACUCAACUUCGGAGCCUGUUUCAUCUACCAGGCUGGGAUGCCACCUGCCCGGCAGACUCUUGCCAUUACAAACAAAGCAGACAAAGAUGUCAGUUUGAGCUGCUUGUUCACCAACACCAUGCACCUGGAGGUGGAUUUCCCGGGGUACAUCCUUCAACCAGGAGGGACGGUGGAGGUGCCCAUCACUUUCUAUCCCAGAGAAGUUGCAUCUUACUGUGAGGUCAUUCCUUUUGAAAUCAAUGGUCUUUGUCAACAGACUGUUGAGGUCCAAGGAAAGGGUGCAGAAAUGAAGGUGGACAUUGUGGAACCUCAAGGGAAGGUGGUGAAGCUGGGAGCCCUCUCUGUGGGGCAGACGGUGAAGAAGAUUGUCACCAUAGCAAACAAUAGUGUUGCCCCUCUCACUUUUAAGCUUUGUGUCAUGCCCACUGUGCCAGAACUGCAAGAAGAUGGGGUUCUCUGCUUGCACCCCAACAGAGAAUUAAGUUUGAAGCCCAAAGGAGACACCUGUAAAGUGGAGGUGAUCUUCUCCCCAAAGCGCCGCAUUCAGCCGUUCACUGAAGAAGUGAUGCUGGAGAGCAGCGGGCUGCUGCGCUCCCUGUUCAUGCUGCAGGGCUCCUGCCAGGGGAUCUGUGUCAGCUUGGACCAGGAGCACCUCAGCUUUGGAGCAGUGGUGCAGCAGAGCUGCACAUCCCAGCGCAUCACCAUGCGGAACACGGGCGACGUUGGAGUCAAGUUUAAGUGGGACAUCAAGAGCUUCGAGCCAGAUUUCUCCAUCAGCCCUGCCAAGGGUUACAUCUCCCCAGGAAUGGAUGUCCCCUUCGUGGUGAGCUUCCACCCGUCGAAGCUGAGCCCCUCUAUCAAGUCUGAGGGGCUGCAGUGCUUCAUCCAGGGCAGUGAGCCACUCUGCCUUGCUCUGGCAGGGUGCUGCAUGGAGACCCCCGUCAUCAAAGAGACGUUGAUUUUUUCAUGCAAGGUGCGUGAGAAGCACAGCCAGACCAUCCUCCUGUCGAACCCAAGCGAUGAGCCCUGGGCCGUGAAGCCUGUCAUUGAGGGCGACCACUGGAAAGGGCCCGAAUGCAUCCACCUUGAGGGCAAUCAAAAAGACAAGCCAUACAAGAUCACCUACAAGCCCCUAACCAUGAGCUCUAAGAAAGAGAAGCAUCAGGGCUCCAUCUUUUUCCCAUUACCAGAUGGGACAGGCUUGUACUACCUCCUGCAAGGAUUUGCUGAGGGCCCAAAGUGCUCAGGGACCAUUGUUCGGGAGGUGCCAUGCAGGACUCCCUACACUGAGCUCCUCCCCGUCUCCAACUGGCUGAACAAACCGCAGAGGUUCCUUGUGGUAACAGAAAUACUUCAAGCAGAGGACGUGGAGCAUAGUUCUGUGCUGCAUGGGCUGGAAUACAUUGAUGUGCCUGGCUCCGGCAAGAAGGACUACAAGCUCACAUUCCUCUCCUACAAGGAAGGAGUCUUUAGCACAAUGGUGACCUUCCUCAAUGAGGUGACCGAGGAAUACUUGUUUUACAUGAUCACUUUCAAGGCCACUGCUUCAGGACCCAUUGGCACUGUCGAAGUGACAGCAGCUGUCCGGCAGAACGUGUCUUCCACCAUCAAGGUGGACAACCCUCUUGCUGCCCCAGUGGUGUUUGACGUAGAUUGCAAAGUGCCUGACAUCACCGUUCCCCCACAUUUCACUGUUCCUGCUCAUUCAGAGGCCAAUCUUGUCUUUGAGUACCAGCCUUUGAAGGUAGGUGAGAGCACUGGGCGCCUGAUGCUCCAUAGCAGUAAUUUAGGCUCAUGCUACUACGAGUUGAUCCUGAAAGCCACGAUUAGCAAGCCAGAGAAGCCACUGUACUUUUGCACUAUGCUGGGCUCUAACCAGACCAUCACCACCAAGAUCAUGAAUUACAACCGCCAAAAGACAGAAUACAUCCUCCAGACUGACUGUGCUGAUUUCCAGACAGAGAAGACCAUCAGCAUGCCUCCUGCCUGCCUGGGGGGCUCGGAGGUGAGCGUGGAGGUGAUCUAUGAGCCCUGCCAGCUGGGUGAGUCCCGGGCCACACUGCAGCUCCUGGGCCCUUCAGGCAGGGAAUACAGCAUCCCGCUCUUCGGCCUCGCCCUGCCCCCCAAGCCGCAGGGCCCCUUCCUCAUCAAGGCCGGUGGCAGCACCUCCAUCCCCUUCAAGAACGUCUUCCUCCAGCCCACAUCCUUCAGGUUCAGCGUGGAGAACCCGGCCUUCACCGUGAGGGCCACCGAGACCCUGCGCCCCAAGAAGACCAUCUUCAUGGCUGUCUCCUUCGAGGGCAGCCCAGAGGGCACCAACACCCCCGUCAGCAGCCGGCUGGUGGUCUCCUGCGCCCGAGCAGGUGGCCUGGGAGCAGGCAUCUCCUGGGUGUUCUACCUGCAGGGGCUGCCCCUCGAGAAGUGAUGGGGUUGGAGGCGUCCUCUGCAGGCACAGCGCCGGCUUGAGGGGUCUCAUGGUGCUAUGGUGGGGUCUGUGUCACGGCUCGGAAUAAAA
Messenger RNA from Centrocercus urophasianus (Greater sage-grouse), 15490 nucleotides. RefSeq names its product HYDIN axonemal central pair apparatus protein (gene HYDIN). Gene Ontology annotation, cellular component: axoneme. The record is from RefSeq and is a predicted model, not a curated record. NCBI's taxonomy places the organism in Eukaryota, Metazoa, Chordata, Aves, Galliformes, Phasianidae. Gene Ontology annotation, biological process: cilium movement; axonemal central apparatus assembly. The transcript has 85 exons. Bases 83 to 15400 code for a protein of 5105 amino acids.